AUGUUUUAUUUGAGGAAUAAUUUGAUUAGUUUAUAUCGAUUCACAACUUAGCCUAAGAUGUACAAUUGAUAUUCAAUUUUAGAGCAUUUAUUUCUUAAGAGCAAUUCUUAGGAGAAAUAGGUUAUCUAUUACACAAAAUUGAAUAAUCAUUUAAUAAACUUAGAGAAUAUGAAAAUAGAAUUGAAAUUAAAUCAGAUGCUCUUGCUCUAUGUGUAGCUGUUAAAGAUUUAGGAGAAUAUAAUUUUACAACUAAUGUAAAAGAAAGGAGAUUAUAUCUAUAAACACCAUUUAAUUUAUUCUAAUAUUAUUAUGAUGAACAAGCAGAUUAAUGGAAAAAUGUUAAAGAUCAGCACAAUAUGAUUGAAAAUUUGACUAGAGAGACAGGCAAGUAUUUAAAAGGAUACUUGGAAUUUUGA
Messenger RNA from Paramecium primaurelia, 416 nucleotides. NCBI's taxonomy places the organism in Eukaryota, Ciliophora, Oligohymenophorea, Peniculida, Parameciidae. The record is from the annotation of a GenBank genome assembly.